Messenger RNA from Pochonia chlamydosporia 170, 501 nucleotides. RefSeq lists its product as hypothetical. Bases 1 to 501 code for a protein of 166 amino acids. The record is from RefSeq and is a predicted model, not a curated record. NCBI's taxonomy places the organism in Eukaryota, Fungi, Ascomycota, Sordariomycetes, Hypocreales, Clavicipitaceae. The transcript has 3 exons.
AUGGGUGCAAAUAUUGUCCCAAGUGUUGAAACUUCCAGUACUGCUGGCGGCGACAUUGCCAUUGAUCUUGCUAAGCUAGAUCAACAAUACGCGCCCCAGUCUCACGACUUGAUCACUCUGCCCUACAGAGGGUCAAUCCCAGUAACAGCUCCAGUUUACCCGAGAGCUAUUGCCGCUGCAGAAACUCCAUUCCCUGCCGCAGGCACUGAACCAAUGGUGCCCCGCCAGCAAGAAGCUGUCGGUUCGGCGCCGAUCAAUAACGGGACCCAGGACCCGCAACCUCAGAGAGAAGUGGCCAACAUCGAUGCCAAAAGGGCGCAGGCCCGGCGUCAGGCAAAGCUGGCUAUCAUCUCUGUUUCCAUCAACCUGGCUCUAUCUACUGCAUCAGGCUUAAUUGGGGGUUUUCUUCUCCACGAUGCGAACCUGGGAGUUGGCAUUGGAGGAAUUGUGCUAGCUGUACUGUUGGCUGUAUCUGCCAUUCUACUUUUGCUUCUACAGUAG